AUGAACGCAAGAGGAAUUCCCAAAGCCCAUUUCAUUGUACGUGCCCGGAUGGGGGCGGAAGGGGGCUGCGCCCCGCCCGACUGCGCCUCGCCCGACUGCGCCUUCCCCACCACCACCCUCCUCGACCGUCGCCCCAGAUUCUUGUCGAGUGUUCCGAAGCUCAUCGCGCGCUCGCCUCGCUUGCAGGAAGACGUCGACGCCUUUAUCAUCGGAACAGAUCCUGAUCAGUCUUUGCAACAACUUCAACAAACACUUGCGUGAGUCUCGAGUCCUUCCAAAACAAUUUGAAUCCUCGCGACCGCACCCCUCCCGUCCCAGGUUGCUGACACAAGGCGGUCGAGGCGACGACACGAUCGCGUGCAGUAAAUAUCGCUUCAUGGAGAACAACAAGCGGCAAAGGAGACAAGGCUUGGAGGAGAAGGUCCCCGAGCUGCAACGCACACUCGCCAUGAUCGAGACCUUGCAGCGCAAGAAAGUGAGACGGCGCACACCCGCGCUGCGAGUGGCAGAGCGACGCGGUCAGCUGAUCUCGUGCAUUCCCGCUUGGUCCGUGGGCCGCAUAGGACGCGGAGCAAUCAUUCGACACAACGUUCGAACUCAGCGACACGCUGUACGCCACCGGCUGCGUUGAGCAUGUGGAUGAGGUGUACGUCUGGCUUGGAGUGAGUCAAGUCCAGUCUGUUCGGGCUAGAGGUGUUUGUGCCCACGGCAAGAGGAACUGACGUCGGUACCGACACUGCUACUUAGGCCAACACGAUGCUGUCUUAUCCACUCUCGGCGGCGCUGUCUCUCUUGUCGGAAAAGCUCAUCACCGCGCAAGCAUCGCUGCGAAACGUUAGGGAGGAUCUGGAUUGGUUGCGCGAACAAAUCACGAUCACAGAAGUCAAUGUGGCACGUGUUUACAAUUGGGACGUCAAACGGAGGAGGGAAAUUCGAUGA
Molecule: messenger RNA, 939 nt
Organism: Microbotryum saponariae
Lineage: Eukaryota; Fungi; Basidiomycota; Microbotryomycetes; Microbotryales; Microbotryaceae
Source: the annotation of a GenBank genome assembly